This is a messenger RNA of Cinara cedri, 573 nucleotides long. NCBI's taxonomy places the organism in Eukaryota, Metazoa, Arthropoda, Insecta, Hemiptera, Aphididae. The record is from the annotation of a GenBank genome assembly.
AUGUCCGACCCUAGCGAUCAGAGCGAAGAACAGUCGUCGAACAAAGACCGCACGUCGGAUUCGGAAAAAACCGACGACGACGUGUCGUUCAAAGACAGAAUGAAAAAGAAAAUGUCAAAGACCCAGUCCAAGUCCACUAAGUCCAAGUCGAGGAUCAUGAACGUGAAAAAGAAAAAAUCGGACACGAACGCGGAUGGCGGCGCGGCGGAGAUCGCCGAUCUAAUAGAAGCCAUCGUGGUGGCCAACGUCAGUCUCGUGGAUUUAAAAGAAGGCUAUUAUAGCGAUUUGCGGUACUUGGUACCGCCGCCCGAACAGAACAAAAACCAUCUGGAAUGUCAGGGGAUCGUGAACAGAAAACUGCGUGAAAUGCACGACGCGAUCGACGAAAUAAACAGGACGCUGGACGCCGUGAACCUUUCCGUGUUCGAGUGCAAUCGCCUGCCGUCCGAAGUAUCGGAAUCGCCCACGGUCAGCGAUCUGGCGAAAUGCGCGAAAAUGCCGCUCAGAGGUCGACUGUUAAAACCGGACACGGGUAUCACGAUGAAGACCUAUCGUCAUAAAAAGAAAAAGUAA